Oenanthe melanoleuca is the source of this 4081-nucleotide messenger RNA. RefSeq names its product neuralized E3 ubiquitin protein ligase 1B (gene NEURL1B). Gene Ontology annotation, cellular component: early endosome. Gene Ontology annotation, biological process: ubiquitin-dependent endocytosis. The record is from RefSeq and is a predicted model, not a curated record. NCBI's taxonomy places the organism in Eukaryota, Metazoa, Chordata, Aves, Passeriformes, Muscicapidae. Gene Ontology annotation, molecular function: ubiquitin protein ligase activity.
GAGAGCACGGAGCUGCCCGAGCGUGUCCUGGGACCCGCAGUGCCCCGCACAGACCCUCCCGACCCCGCACAGACCCCGCCGGCCCCGCUCCGUCCGCCCAUGGGCAACGCCGAGUCCGUCCCGCGCGGCGCCGCCGCUCCCGACACGAGCCACCCGCCCCGCUCGGUGCCCAGCCGUCCCUACUACAGCCUGCCCAACCAGAGCCAUGAGCGGCGCUCGGUGCUGGCCCUGGCGGAGCCACCGCGCUUCCACUCGCAGGCCAAGGGCAAGAACGUGCGGCUGGACGCGCACUCGCGCCGCGCCACGCGCAGGAACAGCUUCUGCAACGGCGUCACCUUCACCAACCGGCCCAUCCACCUGUACGAGAAGGUGCGCCUCAAGCUGGUGGCCGUGCACCACGGCUGGAGCGGCGCCCUGCGCUUCGGCUUCACCAUCCACGACCCCUCGCAGAUGAGCUCCGAGGAGAUACCAAAGUACGCCUGCCCCGACCUCGUCACCCGCCCCGGGUACUGGGCCAAGGCUCUGCCCGAGAGGUUUGCGGUCAGGGACAAUAUUUUGGCCUUCUGGGUGGACCGGCACGGCAGAGUCUUCUACAGCAUUAACGACGAGGAGCCCAUCUUGUUUCACUGUGGUAUUAAAGUCUCCGGGCCUCUUUGGGCCCUCAUAGACGUCUAUGGAAUUACCCACGAAGUGCAAAUUCUAGACAGCAUGUUUGCAGAGACCAUGAGCACUGCCCGGCUCAGCACCGCCCGCCUCAGCACCUGCCUUCCCCAGAGCAACCACGACUCGGCCAACUUCAACAACAACGAGCUGGAGAACAACCAGGUGGUGGCCAAGAUUGCAAACCUAAACCUGAGCCGGGUGCCAGGACUUGGGAGCGACAACCACAUCAUCCCCUGCUGCCCCAGCCGGCGGCAGCACGCCCAGGGAGUGCCGGCGUUCCUGGACACCGACCUGCGCUUCCACCCCACGCGCGGCCCCGACGUCACCUUCUCCCAGGACAGGAUGGUGGCCUGCACCAACUGGCAGGAGAGCAAUAGGACUUUGGUGUUCUCUGACCGGCCUUUGCACAUCGGGGAGAGCCUCUUUGUGGAAGUGGGACACCUCGGGCUGCCCUACUACGGGGCGCUGUCGUUCGGCAUCACCUCGUGUGAUCCGAGCACUUUGCGGACAAACGAGCUCCCAGCGGAUCCGGAUUUUCUCCUGGACCGUAAGGAGUACUGGGUGGUUUAUCGGGCGUUCCCUGUGCUCAGCAGUGGUGACAUCCUCAGCUUCAUGGUCCUGCCCAACGGGGAGGUGCACCACGGGGUCAACGGCGCCAGCCGGGGCAUGCUCAUGUGCGUGGACACCUCCCAGUCCCUCUGGGUGUUUUUUACAAUCCACGGUGUGAUCAACCAGCUCAAAAUCCUGGGCACGGUGCAGUCCAGCCCAGGGACGGUGUCUCCCUCAGGAUCCCCCGGUGGCUCCCAGUACGACAGCGACUCGGACGUGGCCUUCAGCGUCAACAGGUCCUCAUCAGCCUCCGAGUCCUCGCUGGUGACUGCCCCCAGCUCCCCUCUGAGCCCCCCCAUCUCUCCCGUCUUCUCCCCUCCGGAGCCGUCGAGCAGCAAGAACGGCGAGUGCACCGUGUGCUUCGACAGCGAGGUGGACACGGUCAUCUACACCUGCGGACACAUGUGCCUCUGCAACACCUGCGGUCUUAAGCUGAAGAAGCAGCUCAACGCCUGCUGCCCCAUCUGCAGGAGGGUCAUCAAGGAUGUGAUUAAAAUCUACCGCCCCUAGGGGCUGCGGGACGGGGAACGCCGCUCGCCACGCUCGCCUUUCCGUCCCUGCUUAUGGGUUAUCGUGCUGGUCAGUCGUUAUCAAGUGGCUCGUUAUCUGUGUUUCCUUAUUUGACUGGUAGGGCACAAUUCAGGGAGCAAAGCUGAGGAUUGUGCUGGUCAGGCUGAGCCAGGAGCUGAGCCAGCUGCGAAUGAGAAAUUUUCCCAUGCUAAAGCUCCUUUUUUCCCUCCUCCUGCCGCGGGGGAGGCUCGGCUCGGCGUGGGGAGGUUGCCAGGUGCCACUGGGUUUCCCCACCCUAAAACCCGACAGCUCUGGGCUGCUGCUGCCAGGGGAUUGUGCUGUGGUGGAGCAAAACUGGGAUGAGCCCAGCAGGAGGGUUCAGAGUGGACAGAAGGGAUCUGGAAAUAUCAUGCAAGGAGAACUAGCUCAGGCCGAAUAGUGGCACUGCCAGGUUGUCACUUAUUGGGGUUCUGUCCUCAUGAACAGGCUCGUGGGGACAUGGAGGAGCUGCUCUGGGUUAGAUAAAGCAGGUUUUUCUUUCUGUGGCAGCACAGGGAGUUCUGCCCAUGGGGGCUGAGAGCCAGGGAGCUGCCCCUGCAGGCAGUGGGGAGCCCAGGCAGCCCCUGCAGGGCUGGAGCUGUAGGGGCAGCUCGGGCACUGCCCUGCUGCCUUCUGAAGCCAUAAGCUGCAGCCUGUGCAGCACAGGGCUGCUUGGCUGGGCACUCUGCACCCAUGGCACACUGCAGGGAUGGGGUUUGUCACCCCCAGGACCAGCCCCUGCUCUUUGCUCUGCCCUCCUGUGACAGCUGUGUCACCCUGUCCUGGCUGUCACCUGUGCCAGACCUGUGCAGCCGCUGCCAUGGCAGGGCUCAGCCCUUCCUCCCGCCCCACCACGGGGAUUUUUUGGAGGCUCUGGUGAGAAAUUCAUUUCUGACCCAGUCCCAUCAGGCUCACCUUUAUUUCUGGGGACUGGAUGUGCUGAUUUCACCUGUUCUUUCUCCAGCCUCUGCAGGUUUCCCAGCACGCUGGGUCUCAACUGUGGAUGAGACCUUGUUGAGAAAAACAGGGACUCUCUCACUUGGCUUUACUUAGGGGGAAAGAAAAAGGCUCUGAGGCUGAAUUAAAAGGUAAAUGGGUUUUGGGUGUAAUGCCAGCUACAGGCAGCACCUGAUUGUGCAGCUGGUGUGAGGAGCUCAGCAUCCUCCUCCCUGCUGCUCUCCACCUCCACCCUCUGCCCAUUGCACAGCCCCUGUCCUGUCCUUCAGCCCAAGCCUGGCCAAUUUCCAGCUGUUCCAGGCUCAUAAAGAGAGGAAAAAAAGAGAUGGAAAUGGGAGGAUGAGAGGGGCUGUCACUGCAGCUCGGUGACCAAGUGUGUGAGAACAGCUUUUCAGAAAGGUGCAAUUACCAAUUACCACACUGGAGUCUGGAAAAAGGGGAAAAAAUGGCACAAUAACUCCUGUACAUUUCAGGGCUUCUGGGCACAGAGGGAGCCCGAGGGAUGUCUGGCUGUUCCCUCUCUCCCCCAGGGCUGUGGGUGCCUGGUGCUGCUGCCCAGGGGGUUUGGGUACAGCCCUGUGCCACGCUGCCAUCGGGGAGGGCACAGCCAGGCAGCAGCUCACAGCCUGUGCUCACAGGACACCCAGAAACCUUUUGAUUUUCCCUUGGAGAGCUGAUGAACGUUUUCAUUGAGUGCAUCAACGAGAGGCUGCUGUGGAGCCAGAGCUCUGAGCCUGGCAUGAGCUUUGCUGAGCCCUUUCUGGUGCCACUGGCUGAUGCAGCAGAGCCACUGCUCCUUUCCCUGCCACCUUGGGCACCUUCCCUGCACCUGCAGCUUCUCUGCUGCCCCCACCCCAGGCUCUGGGAGCUCCCAGCCCCACGUGGGGCAGUGGGCACAGCACCAAGGGGUGUGCCAGCCCUGGGAAGCCUUUCCACGGGGAGGAAUUCAAGGAAAACUGUGGGAAUUCCCACCUGGAAUUUGCCAGAUGCCCUUUGCCUCCAUCAGCAGGGUGGGUGAAGCCUGGGUGGGUUGUUUUUUAUUUUUUGGUGUAGCUCUGUUUUGUAUUUUUAAGCCAGCAAGGAGAAACACCAAAUCCACCCCAGGAGCUGUUCAGGACACGUUGAAGAGGCUGAAUUUUUGCUGUAGCAGCCAAAACCAGUUUGCAAGAAGGGGCAGCACCCAGUGAGGCCAGCAAGGGAAACGAUGGGAUGGGACAGCAGUGGACUUGUGGCCCUGCCUAUCUAAGAGCAACAGGAAUUUUCCAAAAUAGGCCUCAAAAAAAAAAAAAAAAUUAAAAAAAUA